CCCAUUGUGCGGCAUUGAAGCUCCCCUCUCUCCCUCCCUCCCUCUCUUCCUCUGUGAAUUCCCCUCCAUCUCAUCAGAUCCAAAACGCCAUUGCUUCUGAUUCUGAAGCCGAGAAAGAACCCCCAACUCUCUCUCUCUCUCUCUCUCUCUCUCUCUCUCUCUCUCUCUCUCUCUCUCUCUCUCUCUCUCUGUUUGUCAGUUUCUAUGCAAGGACCCUUCAUUUCAACUCCAUUUCUCUGAUUUACAGUUGAAGUAAUCUCCUUUGGCAACCCCCCACUACAGUAUUAAGGGAAGACUUUCAGUUCUCUUCGCCAUUGCUACUCAAUCCGGUUGUCUUCUAUACUGGGUUUCAUUCAGGAAUAGAGGAUUUCCUAUUGAAUGCUCGAGGGUCAGACGUCAUAGAUGUCAUGGAUUCAUACGAAUGGUCCUCGAUUAUGAAAUUAAAAGAGUCGCGUUUUUCACGAGUACAAGAAUGUGACAUUCCUGGUCGUGCUCAUUAGCCCAUUAUGGUCGGACUUUUGAUUCGGGGAAUCCGGACCUGUCUUCUUGUGGAUUUUUUGGAUUAUCCCAUCCGAAUCAGAAACAAAUAUGGGAUUCGAGGUCAACAAGCAAUCCUGAGCGAGAUCAAGAAGGAAGCCGAGGGAACAUUGAGGCUACUCUGGAAGAAGAUCGACCCAAAGGAUCUGAAACCCGGCGACCACAUUUACUCUCACAAGAGAUACGGUUUCUACAGCCAUCACGGAAUAUAUGUCGGGGAUGGGUUCGUGAUUCACUUUACUCGGACAGAGACCAAGAACAGCGUCCUCCGGCUGCCCAAGGCCGAGAAGUCUGUGCACCCGCCUCCCUGCCCGAAAUGCCGAUACGACGAACGCAUAGAUCUAGGUGUCGUCAGGACAUGCGUCGACUGCUUCCGUCGCGGCAAGGAGAAGCUCCACUCCAUAAGGUACUUUGUGUACGGCGCGCCCCGAGUGGGGCUACUGCUGAAGAAAUCGGGAACCUGCACGACGCUUGAGUCCAGCAGGACCGCCGAUGAUGUUGUUUGGGAAGCUUACGAGCUUUUCUGGAAACAGGGAUUUGGCGAGUACAACCUCCGCUCGAACAACUGUGAACAUUUCGCAACCUUCUGUCGGACCGGAAAGAGAGAGUGCACGCAAAUGUCGUUCUACAAUGAUCUGGAAGAGUGGUUCAAGAGCCUGAUUUCGUGACGUACUCGAUCAAAUAUGCCGAUUGUGGUCGCCGCUUACUGGGUUUUGCAACAUGUCCAUUGUACGUUCCCUUUAUCUUGCAAUUUCUUGCCAUGGCCAUUCAAAUUCAACUUCUUAUGAUUUUCAGCAUGAAAAUAGACUCCUGUCUAUAUACAUAUAAUUAUAAUAAUCCCAUAUUAUAAUAUGCAUUGUCUAAUAAUA
Molecule: messenger RNA, 1406 nt
Organism: Punica granatum (pomegranate)
Lineage: Eukaryota; Viridiplantae; Streptophyta; Magnoliopsida; Myrtales; Lythraceae
Source: RefSeq, a predicted model, not a curated record